AAAAUUAAACAUCCGAACUUUCUAUAAUCCUAAACCUAAAAAGUUGACAUUGCGAUUCUAAGAACAUGAUGUAUUCUGAUUCUUAUUUUCGCAUGAAAACGGCACUAAGAGAUUCGGAUCAGUUACAACAGGAUAAUGACACUUUCAUGUUCGAGUCUCAGACGAAACAACAGAAGAUGUUGUUGUACCAGUCUUUGAGACAGCCGAUUCUAAGAAGAUUAAACAAGGAGCAAUUGAAGAUGUUGAAAUCAGCUGUAGAGGAACUGUCGAAAAAUGAGUCUAAAGGCAAAGGGAUAGAAGAACUGGAAGCGGAUUGGAAAAUCAUUCAAAAUUUACAAAAAGAGAUACUCCAAUCAUUUAGAGAUAUUACCAAAGAAGAGAUUACCACUUUAAAGGAAGAAGAAGCUUCUUUGAAGGAAGAAUCUGCUGCUGUGAAAGAAGAUAUUACCAUCUUGAAAGAAGCUUUUAAUUUGAAUGAUGAAAAAGUGAAGGAAGAAGAAGAAGAUGUGAUUGAAAAAGCUAACUUGACAGAUACGUCUUCUGUUCGGGGUAUGUUUUCUCGCUUCAGAAUGUCACUAGAGAGACUGAAAGCACUCGAUAGGAUGACACUCGAUAGGAUGACAAUGAUGACAAUGAAAAAACAACUCACCAAAUCAGAGGAAGAGAUUACCAAAGAAGAGAUUACCACUUUAAAGGAAGAAGAAGCUUCUUUGAAGGAAGAUAUUACCAUCUUGAAAGAAGCUUUUAAUUUGAAUGAUGAAAAAGUGAAGGAAGAAGAAGAAGAUGUGAUUGCAAAAGUUAACUUGUCAGAUACGUCUUCUGUUCGGGAUAUGUUUUCUAGCUUCAGAAUGUCACUGGACAGGCUGAAAGCACUCGAUAGGAUGACACUCGAUAGGAUGACAAUGAUGACAAUGAAAAAACAACUCACCAAAUCAGAGGAAGAGAUUACCAAAGAUGAGAUUACCACUUUGAAGGAAGAAGCUGCUGCUGUGAAGGAAGAAGAAUCCACUUUGAACGAAGAGAUUACCAUUUUGAAGGAAGAAGCUUUGAAUGAUGAAAAAGUGAAGGAAGAAGAAGCUGUGAAGGAAGAGGAAGGUGUGAAGGAAGCUGCUGCUGUCAAGGAAGAAGAUGUGAUGGAAAAAGCUAACUUGACGGAUACGUCUUCUGUUCGGGAUAUUUUUUCUCGCAUCAAAAUGUCACUGGACAAGCUGGAAGCACUCGAUAGGAUGACAAUGAAAAAACAACUCACCAAAGCAGAGGAAGAGAUUACCAAUAUACUACCGCUACCUUAAUCCUAUCAAAUAUAAAUAUUUAUCCUUUGAAUUACUCAUAUAUCCUAUGUAUGAAUUUCAUUUUGCACCGGAAACUAUUCCAGGAGAAGUUCGAAUCCGUUCCGUUUGGAUAUUGAUCAGUCAUGUUCUUGAAUAACAUGGCUAUGGUUUUCUCAGGUAAAUUAUUGUUUCUGUUUUGGAGUCGAAGGUUUCAAGGCGGUAGUGUUAGUUUUUGUGUGUCGGUUUUGUUGUACGUAUCUAUUAUGCAGCGGAAGGUUUCGUUGUACUAACUUUUUACUCUACAUAAAAAUCUAUUAGUUGCAGGGUAAAUUAUCUACAAUUAUUUAAGGGUACUGUAGAAAAAAAAAGUCGGAGUUACCCUUUGAUUUUUUUUUUUUUAACUCAAUGUUACCCUUUGAACAGGCCUUAUACUUUUUAGUAGAAAGGUUGGGGAUCUUUUGGUGCGUUCAAAAAGAAAGGUAGUUAGAGUAAUUAUUUUGACAAUUAUGUUUUGAAUUUGUUUUGCAAGUUGAUUAAUAUUCUCAUAUCAUAGUGUAAUCAUAAUAAUGUUGCAUGAAUAAUUUGAGAAGCACAGGUUGAUCAUGUUUUAGAACUUCAACAUGGUUACAAGGAGCCUUAGGGCACAGAAAGCUUUUGCAACAUGCAUUGUAACUGUCAAGCUUCUCUUCAAGGAGGAAUCUUCACAGCAUGACGAUCUUGAUCAUACUUCUUUAGAAAUCUCUUUAAAUCUACCAACAAGCUCAUUCAACUUAGUUGGAAUCUAUUUACAUUCUGUCAAAGGCAAAUCUUGAGAUUGUUUUAAAUCAUAAAAAUUUAUGUUAUUAUUUAUUAGAAUGAAGGGUAAUUUGGAAAA
Molecule: messenger RNA, 2145 nt
Organism: Trifolium pratense (red clover)
Lineage: Eukaryota; Viridiplantae; Streptophyta; Magnoliopsida; Fabales; Fabaceae
Product: shootin-1-like
Exons: 8
Coding region: 66-1292 (408 amino acids)
Source: RefSeq, a predicted model, not a curated record